AAUUUACACAAACGAAUUAUGCAAUUUAUUUCACUGGACAGCAUAUAAAAUAACACAUCAUAGGGAAUGUCAUAUCCUCUCCAGGGUCAAAUGCAACAUAUUCAUUUGUCAAUGCAUGCAUUUAUUCUGUUUUCUUCUUCAGUUUGUACAUCGGAUGAUUAAAAAGCUUUGACCUUCAAACCCCUUUCUGUAGAACAUCGUGCAUUCCGAAUGGAAUGAAUCGGGGAAAACAGGCGCUAGAACAAACUGGCCCACCGCAAUUCCUUAAGGGUGUUAUUUUCGCGAGAAAAGAGAUGUCACAGUGGAAUAAAGGUUGACAUGCACUCCGCUGCUGUCGCUACUGCAAACCGGCGACGCUGCGCGACUGUGCUCGUCCCUGACAGCACUGUUCUGGCAGUCAGGAGGCGUGGUCGGAACCCCUCGGGGGCGGGUUUGAAGCGUUGACGUCAAUGGGAUUGGUUAGAUGACGAGCCGCAGCUCCGCCCCGAGCGGGUCGGGGGGAGGGAGAGAGGCUGAGCUGAUCCCACGUGUGACGAUCGCAUUCCCGGCUCAGUGAGAUUCUCUUAGCGGCGCUUCGCGUAGCUUUCGCUCUGUCUGUGUGUGUGUUUGUUAGUUACUGCCUAUAUAGUUGUGUUAGAAUAUGGAGGGAGACGGGAGUCAAGUAACAUCUGGAGGCGCACAUGACUCGCAACACGACCCGGGUAAAAUGUUUAUCGGCGGCUUGAGCUGGCAGACUUCCCCAGAUAGCCUUAGAGACUAUUUUAACAAAUUCGGGGAAAUUAGAGAAUGCAUGGUGAUGCGAGAUCCCACAACAAAACGCUCCAGAGGUUUCGGGUUUGUCACGUUUGCAGACGCAGCCGGCGUGGAUAAAGUGUUAGCGCAGCCUCAUCACGAAUUAGAUUCCAAGACGAUUGACCCUAAAGUUGCGUUUCCCCGAAGAGCCCAACCCAAGGUAAGUCUUGCAUCAUGCAGAACGUGUUUCAUUUCUCCUGUGCAUGUUGGAGGCCUCUUAGCAAGUUAUUACAGCAAAGUUGGACACUUGUUAAAAAAUGUGUACAGUGUGUUUAUUUUUACAUAAUGGUGGGUGUGCCCU
Molecule: messenger RNA, 1093 nt
Organism: Polyodon spathula (Mississippi paddlefish)
Lineage: Eukaryota; Metazoa; Chordata; Actinopteri; Acipenseriformes; Polyodontidae
Product: RNA-binding protein Musashi homolog 2-like
Exons: 5
Coding region: 641-1078 (145 amino acids)
Cellular component (GO): cytoplasm
Molecular function (GO): RNA binding
Source: RefSeq, a predicted model, not a curated record